AUGCCCAUGGAUGCCAGCAGCAGCAGCAGCUGGGUGGUCGACAUGGAGGAGAUAGCCAUGGCCGGCGACGAGGCCUCGCGGCCGGCGGAGACGGAGGGCGCGCGGUGGGCGGCGCAGUCCAUCUACCGUGUCCCGGAGUGGAUCAGGGGCCUGAGCAGCAGCCACGCGGCGGCGUACCGGCCGCAGGUGGUGUCGCUGGGGCCGCUCCACCACGGCGACCCAAGGCUGGCCCCCAUGGAGGAGCACAAGCGCCGGGCGCUGCGCCACCUGCAGCUCCGCCGCCCGCUCGAGGGCUUCGUCGCCGCCGUCGAGGAGGUGGCGGAGCAGCUGCGGGCCGCGUACGGGCCGGACCUCGGCGACGAGUGGCGCCGUGGCGACGACGGCGACGAGAAGAAGAAGAAGGAGGAGAGGUUCGUGGAGGUGAUGGUCACCGACGGCUGCUUCUUGCUGGAGCUGAUGAUGAUGGGCAAUCACCGGGGAGAUUACUUGGCCAACGACCCGGUGUUCGGCGUUCAUGGGAGGGUGUACGUGUGGCCUUUUAUCCAGUCGGACAUGCUGGUGUUGGAGAACCAGCUGCCUCUGCUCCUCCUGCAGAGGCUCCUGGCUGUUCUUCUCGACAUACCGCCGACUGUUGAGCUAGAUCGAAUCAUCAACCAUUUGGUCCUUCGAUUUCUUGGGCGGAACCUUCAAGACGAUGUGGUUGACUAUGUGCCACUUGGGCACCACCCACUUGACAUCUACCACACUAGCCUUGUCUAUGCGAAAGGCGCUUAUGAAGUCCGCAAGUCACAACCUGAGCACUCCAUGUGUGAAAUCAUGCCCACAGUGAUGGAGAUGCAUGAGGCGGGUAUCAAAUUCAAGCGUAGCAAGACAGAUAACCUAUUCGACAUCCACUUCAAGCGUGGUGUGUUGAGUAUGCCUGAGGUGAUUGUGGAUGACUCCACCGAGUGUGUCUAUCUCAACUUAAUGUUGUUUGAACGACUACACGUUGGCACUGGCACCCUUGUCACAUCCUACGUGAUCUUCAUGGACAACAUGAUCGACUCAGCCAAGGAUGUUUCACUGUUGGGCUCCAAAGGGGUGCUCCGGAACCUAUUGGGGAGUGAUGAGGCUGCAGCAAAGCUGUUCACUGGCACUUUGUCUAGAGGAGCGGUGCUGGGUCCAAGCCGUGAGCUCCACAAUCUUCAGCGGAAUGUCAAGGCCCACUGCAGGAGGCAACUGAAUAGGUGGCGAGCCAAUUUCGUGCACACACACUGCAGUAACCCGUGGGUGAUAGCCUCUCUCAUCGCCGCCUUCCUCCUGCUCGCCGCUGGUCUCAUGCAGACUGUGUAUACUAUUUUGCCAUUUUACGGUAAGGGCAUGCACUAA
Messenger RNA from Oryza brachyantha (malo sina), 1368 nucleotides. RefSeq names its product UPF0481 protein At3g47200-like. The record is from RefSeq and is a predicted model, not a curated record. Bases 1 to 1368 code for a protein of 455 amino acids. The transcript has 2 exons. NCBI's taxonomy places the organism in Eukaryota, Viridiplantae, Streptophyta, Magnoliopsida, Poales, Poaceae.